Molecule: messenger RNA, 1473 nt
Organism: Knipowitschia caucasica
Lineage: Eukaryota; Metazoa; Chordata; Actinopteri; Gobiiformes; Gobiidae
Source: the annotation of a GenBank genome assembly
AUGGUUGUACGGUAUUCCUUGGAUACGCGCCUCUGCCACGCUGCCACUGGGAGCUGGCUUCAAGGGCGUUUAUCUAUAGAUUUAAUUGAGAUCGCAGGGACUAGAGCCCACUACGAGAAGACGAGUGGUGUGGAGUUGGUUGUCCGUGGGCUCAGGGGUGGUGUGGGGGGGCAGUGGUUCCUCACUAAUUGCCCCUCUAGGACCCUGCACCGGCUUAAGUUGAUGAGCUCUCCCAGUCUGAGCGAGCUGGGCAAGUGUGAGAAGGGGUCGCCUGAGGAGAGAGGGGAGAAGCAGAAGAAGGCCGGGGCCAAUGCAACGUGGAACAGCAUUCACAACGCCGUCAUCGCCGUGUUCCAGAAGAAGGGUCUGGCUGAUAACGAACUCUACGCCCUGAACGAAGGCGUGCGGCAUCUGCUGAAGACUGAGCUGGGAUCGUUCUUCACAGAAUACUUGCAGAAUCAGCUGCUAACAAAAGGCAUGGUCAUCCUUCGAGACAAAAUCCGAUUCUACGAAGGUCAGAAGCUGCUGGACUCUCUGGCCGAGACGUGGGAUUUUUUCUUCUGUGAUGUUCUGUCCAUGCUUCAGGCCAUCUUUCACCCAGUGCAGGGGAAGGAGCCAUCGGUCCGACAGUUGGCUCUGCUGCACUUCAGAAACACCAUCGUCCUGAGUGUGAAGCUGGAGGAGGCUCUCUCCAGGCCCCGCGCCCGGGUUCCCCCCUCUGUCACCCAGAUGCUGCUCAUUCUACAGGGGGUACAUGACUCUCGUGGGAUCAGCGAGGAGUACCUGAGGCUGGAGUCCCUGGUUCAGAUGGUGGUGUCGCCCUUCCUUGGCACGCAUGGACUGCACUCCGGAGAUGGUGUGGAGGCCAACUGCUGCGUUUUAGAGAAGCGAUUGCCCUGGGGUUUGGCAAAGUCUGUGGAUCAGCUGUCCAAGAACCCGGUCGUGCGUUCCAAAAGCUACAACAUUCCCCUGCUGCUGACCCCCGUGGCCGAGUAUGACCCAGAUGCCAGUUCGGUGGGCAGUGGGGGGAUCCGGCGCCACUCGGCCUGUGAGAUAAUCUCCUGCCUGGAGGAGCAAGGACUGGUGUACAGCGACCGGGCGCCGGGGUCAGAGCUGUCCGUCUCCUCCAACAGGCUGUGUGUGGGCCCCCACUUCAAUGGGUCCAGCACUUUGGCUCUCCCUCUCUCUUCUUCCUCGAUCCUUCCUCUUCGCUCCUCGGGGCCUCUCCACGGCACAGAGGCCACCACAACAAUGACCGACCUGAGCAAAGGCACGUCCUCCACCCCGCCCAGCGAAUGCUCCAGCCCCGAGACCAUCAUCGGACAAGUGCUGGAAUCGGCCGACUCGGACACGGACGGGAUCUUCAUAGACUUCCCUCCGCACGCCGCAGACCCUCUGGGCGUGGCUGUGAACGGAGCUCUUCGCCACAGACUUGGCUUUGCGUUUCUGUGUCAAGCCCCCUCCUUCUCCUAG